AUUUAUUACAAAUUUUUCAUAGACUAAAAGAGUAAUCAAAUAAAGAGUAAGAAACAUUCAUAUAAAUUCAUGUACACAUUGUAUUUACAUCUAACCAGAAGUCAGUUCUAGGUAGCCUUCAGUACUGAGCAAAAUACUUUGAGCAGUAAGUCAAAGGGCAGCAUCGUUUUUAACUCAUCAUAUGUGAUUUUUUAUCUAGAUUUCUGAUUUUCAAAAUAACACACUUGUGAAGUCCCUCAGGGUGCUGUACUGUAUCCUGUAGCAAAUGUAACAAGUCCAAAACGGUCACUCUUCAGAAUUCAGGCCACUUGGUUUGAAACUCAUUUUGGAAGGCUGCAUGCGAGUGAAUCAGAAUAAUAUUAUGUGGUUUUUGCACCACGUGAAAAUUCCUGCUCAUCCCAAAGAAGGAAAUAUUUUUUCUAAGGCUGUCACAGACAACAUAUGCAAAGAAAUGAAAUGACAUGCAUUGAUUUAUGUAAACUAGGUGCAGAAUUUCCAUUCUGCUGGGUUUCUUUUAUUUCUUCCAAAACAGUCAGAUGUGCAAAAUCAACACUUAUGAAAUGCAUUUUAAAUGCAACUACUCAUAUUGAACCAAAGGGAUUAAAAGGCAAGAAUAAACAACUAUGCAAGUUGAGCAGAAGGCUGAUGGUGCCGGAAGAUUCCCCAAUGAGAACUCUCUGAAAUUGGGCUCAAAGGGUACUGGACAUUGUUGUUUUCGUGGUCAGUCCAGCUGACUGACCUCUGCACUUUCGAAGCACCUUCAAGUCACCUGAUUGCAAAACCUCUCCUUGAUGCCAGGUUCCAUGAAAAUUUGCCUCCACAUUUUACUGAAAAUGGUUCCUGUGCUUUUUUUUUUUUUUCCUGGGUUGCUGCUCCAGAACUUAACUCCUAGCUGCUUCUGAUAUUGCCUUUUGCUGCUGGAUUCUUUUAAUCCUCAAUAGGUGUUCUGAUUUCAUGCUCUGUGCCUAGUUCUGCUGGCUGGAUUCAACAGAUGCUCCUGUGCUCCUGAACUGAGGGGGGGAAACAUGCACGUUGUCGUCUGUUAUAAAAUACUGAGCAGGGAGUGCUCUGCUUUCAGCAGAGCAGGGAGACCAGGCAGACACGGAAAAUCUGUGGGGGGGGGGCAGAAGAGCCGAGUGACAGUGAGUCAGUAGAAAAGGCAAGUGGGGAUGGGGGGGGGAGGUGGAGGAGUUUACUGUAAAAUGCCUAUGAAUCAGCCAUGCGAAGGGGCUGCGAAAAAAGCCAAUUCAAUUUUAGGCUACCUUGAACACAAUUCCCAAAGCACAGGGAGUGAUCACUCCAUUCCAUUGUGCAUUAGUCACGCCUCGAAUACUGUGCCUGGUUCUGGGUGCCACAUUUUAAAGAAGGUCCAGAAAAACGACUUCCGGGGAGCAGAAAUCACUUCCUGCAAAGAAAGACUGAAGAAUUGAGGGGGGGGGGGAAUGAGGUUGACAGGAUAACAUUCUUCCAACACCUGAAAGGCAGGUGCAGCUACAAUUAAGACAACACGAUUAAAUGAGCAUCACAAUGCACACACUACCACUUACGUACUCGAGGGCGAUGUCACAACAUAGAUACAAAAGGUUGCAUUUCACCACUUGAUGCAGAGGCCAAGGUGAACCUUGGGAAGUUCUCUCCCAUUCCAGAGUGCAGAAGCCAGAAAAAUUGUUUGAGCCACAGGAAGGCAGAUUCUAGUGGAACUCUGGCUGGGCAACAGGGCAACCGAGCGGCGGACUCCCCUUCCUUGGGAGGCUUUGAGACACAGAAAAUAGGCAGCCGUUUUAGUCUGCGACGGUCUCUAGUUUCAGUUCCUGCAAGGGGGGGGGGAGACGGGGGCGCUUCAGCUUCCGGCUCUAAAACCCCUUGAUUCCGUUUUUCCAUUUAUGAGAACAAGCGUUUCUUUUCCGCUUCCAUUACACGCAUUUCAUGAAGUUGUCAUUAGCUAGUGUGUGUCUUCUAUGUAUUUUUAAAAUCAUUUGUGCGCCUCUUAGCUGUCUUUCCGCAUUUAUUGGUCUUGAAUCAUAAGCAAUAUCGCUCCACCUUCUAACUUUCCUCUGGACGCCCCCCGGGCCGGUGCCAGCGGAAGACCCUUCCUCGCCCUUCUCCCGAACGAGCCGCCUUUCCUCUCUCGCCACGAGGCCACGGACGGCCUACACGAGCCACGGGCAUCCCUCGAACCCGACCGCCUCCCGGCAGACGCCGCUUCCAACCCGUCUCUCGGAGGCCCCGAGGCCUCCGGGCCGGAAAGCUGGACGAGGGGGUCGCGCGGCUCCCUCUCCCCAGGCGGGGCCAGCAGAAGGCGCCGCGCGGGGUUGCGCGGGCCGACAUAAAGGCGGGAACAGCGGAGCAGCCCCCCCCACCUCUGGUGCAAGCGCAUGCGCUCUGCGGCCGCAGCGGGGGAACUCUGGGAUGUUUCUCCUCCUCCUCCUCUCCCUCUUUCUCCGCCAGCGCCGCAGCCGCAGCCACGGGAGGCGCCCGGCCGGCCGGCCAUGGAGAGCCCCCCUCGCUGAGGACUGACCGCCCGGCCGGCAAGGGCCCCUUCGCCCCCACCGGCCCCUUCCGCCCCUGCUCGCCGCGGCGGCCCCGCUCUCCGACCAUGGGCAACGAAGCCAGCCUGGAGGGCGGCGAGAGCCUGGCCGGACUGCCCGAAGGUGUGGCCGGGGCUGCUGCGGGAGACCCGGUGGGCCUGGCGGAGGACCUGAGCCGCCUGAGCCCGGAGGAGCGGAGGCAGAUCGCCGCCGUCAUGUCAAGGGCGCAGCGGGGGCUGCCCGCAGGAAAGACGGCCGGCCCGGAGGCGCCUCCCUUGACAAGAUCUGUUCCACCUGAUGACGGUGAUCACCCAAAACAACAGGGCAAGCCUCCAGAUCCUGGGCCCCCCACGCUAAGUAAAAGCAGAACAGCUGAUACCCUGAAAACGGAGCAACAGGUCCCUGGAAGAAGCACAUCGUCCAUGAGUUUGAGAGAGUCUAAAUCAAAGACCGAUUUGAAGGAUGAUCAGAAGCCAACUAUAAUGCCCAGCUUUCUCUCAGAUGCCAACCCAUUUGGCGCAGUCACAUCAGUUGUAAAUAAAUUCAAUCCUUUUGAUUUGAUAUCUGACUCAGAUAUAGACCAGAAUGAAGGCUCCAAGAGAGUGAAGCCCACCCAAAAGGAACAGGGUAAAUCUGAGCCACGAGAGGGGAUCUCCAAGCAACCACCGCAACAUUCAUCUCCAAAGCCAAGUAGUCCACAACUUGGGGCUGUCAAACUGGUCCCACAAAAAACAGGACCUCCCAAACAGGCACUGCAGCGACAACCACAAUCUGGAAUGCCUAAGCAAAGUCAGAAACCAGGCUCUGGCCAAACAACAGAAGAAGCAAAACAGUAUCCAGGACCACCCACAUCUCGGUUCCCAAAGCAAGAAUCUACGAAACCUGCAAAGUCUUCACCACAACAGUCGGGAGCUGGAAAGCCUCCUAGUAUGGACCUUGCUAAAACUUCCUCCCAGUCCUCUGUUCUUAAAAAACCAGCAUCCCAGCAGGGAGUGCCCCCUUCUAAACCGAAACCUCAGCAGCAGCCGGAAGGUCCUUUGAAACCUGAGCCAGCAGCGUCCAGUAAGCAACCAUUGCAACAUUUGGCCGGUCCUGCAAAAGCAGCACUCCCCCAGCCUGGAGGAUCUGGGAAACAACCAUCUCAGCAGCCUGGGGCACCUGCAAAGCCUCCCCCCCAACCGGCCGAGUCUACCAUUCGAUUCCAGCAACAGGCGGGGCCUGCAAAACCUGAUGAUCCACUGCCUGGACCUUCCCAGCAGCAACACGUAACUCCAUCGCAACCUGGAUUACAAGCCACAAAGAAAACUUUUUGCCCACUUUGCACAACCACUGAACUCCUCCUGCACGUUCCUGAAAUGGCCAAUUAUAAUACUUGCACCCAGUGUCAAACCAUAGUCUGCAGUUUAUGCGGUUUUAAUCCUAAUCCUCAUAUAACAGAGAUCAAAGAAUGGCUGUGUUUAAACUGCCAGAUGCAAAGAGCUUUAGGGACUGACUUGGCUCCUGCUCGGCCUUCGGCACCCAGGCAAGAGACUCCAGCCACAGCAGCUUCCCAACCACAGCCAGGCACGAAGAAGAAAGAAAGUGCUCUGAAACAGGAUGCGACAAAGUCCGCGGAACAGCAAAAGCCGCCGACCCAAGCAAAGCAGCCGCCUGCCCAGCCCGGUUCUUCUCCCGCAAAAGCGAAGGCUCUUCUUGCUGAACCCAGGACAGCAGAAUCCGCUCCCAAGUCCCACCAGGCCCAGCCGUCGGGAAGCGAGGAUCAGCGGAAGCAGCCCGGUCCUCGGAGACUCACCGGCGAUGCCGCCGCAUCUGAGCCCUCUGGACAAAAUGGCCCCGAGCCUUUGCUCCCUCGACGCAAAGCGGAGCCCUUUCCGAGGCCAGGAGAGGACGAGCUGCCGCGGGACAAGCCUGCGCCCGUUGAUAAAGUGGCUGCUCCAGGUGGCAAAACUUUUCCUCAAGGGUCCCCUCAAAAGUCUGGAGGAAAACUCGAUCCGCAGCUUGGAACUGAUUUGAAUGCUAAGGGCCAAAAGGAGACGGAAGCGGUAAGAGGGGUAAAAGAGCCCUCUGCGAAAGCCCAGCCCCAGACGAAUCCCAUGGGGCCAGAUGCCAAAUUGACUCCAAAGGGCCAACCAGCCUCCACGGGUGCCAAGCCCGGCCAAGGCCGACCUCAGGUCCAGGCCCAACCGCCUCCAAGAGCACCGGAAUCGGCCAAGCAUUUCGGCCUCCACACAGCAGUCGAUGCCCCCAGGUCGCUCCCCACAGCCCCUCCGGAAACGGUUACCGGGAAGCUGUUUGGAUUCGGGGCUUCGAUUUUCAGCCAGGCUUCUAGUUUGAUUACCACAGGGGGCCAGCCAGGAGCUCAGGUGCCCGGAGCUGCCCCUUCGGCCCCCUCCAGGCAGCCCCCUCCUCCUGCCCUGCAGAAAGAGCCCCCUUCGCCAUCUCCCAGGGGAGGGCCCACGAGGAAGGAAGCCAAGCCUCCCGUGGCAGAGAAGCGUCCCCCAAAGGAAGCCAUCUGCGCCAGCCAGCCAGAGGCCGAGAAGAAGCUGCCACCGCCUGCCGGGGCCUCCCAGGCUCCCCUCGGGGCUGGAGGAGAGGAGAGGGCGGGGGCCCCGGAGGCCCCCCAGGGCCCCCCAGAGGCGGCGUCCGUGUGUCCCCUCUGUGAAACGGGUCUGAACGUGGGCUCUGGAGGCCCUCCAAAUCACGGCACAUGCACAGAGUGCAAGGCGGUCGUGUGCAGCCUCUGUGGAUUUAACCCAACGCCCCACAUCACAGAGGUUCAAGAAUGGUUAUGCUUAAACUGCCAAACUCAAAGGGCGCUAUCAGGACAACUUGGGGAUAUAGAAAAAAUCACAUCUCCUGUAUUUCCAAAAUCUUCGGUCAGACCAUCAAAUGUCCUUCAAAGUCAGUCUAAACCUGCUGAGCUGCCCCAACAAAAGAUUUCAGCAAAACCUGCCCUGGUGCCUGAAAAACCAAAGAUGGGUUCAAAAAUUCAGAAAGAGGAUCCCAAGGCAAAGAAGGACACACUUUCAACAAAGACAUUUACUGGAAGGAUCCAAGAAGAAAUUUUUAAAAUUGACAUUUCAAAGCUUUCGCCAGGAAAAUUAGCAAAAACAACAUCUGCUGAUAAAAUCAUUCAAGGAAUUUCAAAAGCAGAAAAGGAAAAAUUGGGAAAAUCAUCAUCUGCUGAUCAAAUUCUAAAAACAGAGUCAAAAUUGCCUAUAAUUGAUAAGCUUUCACAUGAUAAGAUAAACCUGGAACAGACGAAAAUAUCUCUAUCCGAAGACUCAAAGCAUCCACAGAUAAAACUGGCCAGAGAGGAGACUCAGAAGGGGGAACCAGCCAUUCAAGUCAAAUUGCCAUCUGCUGAUCAGAGUCAGACGGAUCGGGUGACCUUGAAAAAAAUACCAUCCGCUGAUAAAAUCCUACAAGACGCUCAAAAGCCAGAUCGAAAGGUUUAUCCAGACAAAAUGACAAAAGUAGCCUCAGAUGGUGAAAUUGUGAAAGUUGAACCAAAAUUUCAGCAGGCAAAAUUGGCCAAAAUACUAUCCUUUGAUCAAAUUCAGAAAGAAGAUUCAAAACGAAUUCCAGCGAAAAUAAUGAAAACGGCUUCUGCCGACCAGCUGUUCAAAGAUUCUGUGAAAUUCAAGGAACUAAAACAAGUGAAAUUGCCCAGGGCGGGACCAGAGUCUUCCGAGACCAUUAGCAGCCAAAGACCACCGUCAGAAGCCUCAGAUCACUUCGCCAAAAUCGAACACGCACCAAAACAAGAGCAAUCGUUUGAAGAAAAGCCAGACUCUGAAAUGCAUCUAGCAACAAAACAGCAGGAAGAUCCCACACUAUCAGAAAUGAUUUCAAAAGCUCAUAAACUACCCGAGGAAAAUCUUUCAGAUCGACCCGUGUCAUUACCAAAAUCUUACCCUGUGGAGUCAGUGAGAGAAAAAACAGAAAAAGAAGAUGACAAAUCAGAUAUAUCAAGUUCUCAGCAGCCCAAAAGCCCUCAAGGCUUGAGUGAUACAGGAUAUUCCUCUGACGGCGUCUCUAGUUCGCUUGGUGAAAUUCCAAGCCUUACUCAGAUAGACGAAAAGGAUGCGCUGAAAGGGUCCUUUGAGAAAGAGUCUCUUUCGCAAGGGGGCAGCCCAGUCAGCCCCUCCGACCUGGCUAAGCUAGAAAGCACAGUCUUGUCCAUUCUGGAAGCUCAGGUCACAAGCCUUGUGGAGGAGAAGUCUGGAAGGACCAAAGACCUCUCGGCUGAGCCGGCCAAGGCCUCUCGUGACACAGCACUCUUGCCUGUCGCCUCGGAGCCACUCACUUGUGAGGAGGAAGAUUUGAGAAAACUGAACCUUCAAGAUGAAGGAGGCCCUGAACGAGGCGGGGAAGAAAAUUUGCCCCCCCCUCAGAAAGGGCCCAGGCAGGUCGCAGGCGUGGCAGAGAGUGCGUCAACCAGAAGGCAGCGCUAUGACUCUGUGGAAGACAGCAGCGAGAGCGAAAACUCCCCUGCCCCACGAAGAAGAAGAAGGCGGCAGACCAGCGCUGGCUCCUCAAGCAGCGAUGAUGAAGGCAAAGCUGAAGACAGUCCAGCCUCAGGCGAUGAUGAGAAUUUCAUUCGGAAGCAAAUCAUGGAGAUGAGCGCUGACGAAGAUGCUUCCGGUUCCGAAGAUGAAGAAUACAUCAGAAAACAGUUAAAAGAAAUUAGUGCAAAUGAAACACAGAAGAAGGAAGAAGUUAAGUUCAAAAAAGGAAUAGGUGGAAAGCAUAAGAGGAUAUCACGUAAAAGUAGUGCGGGCUAUGAAGAGGAAUCUGGCAGGCGCCAUUCCUGGCAUGAUGAUGACGAUGAUGAGGCUUUUGAUGAAAGUCCAGAACCAAAAUAUAGAGAGACAAAAAGUCAAGAGAGUGAAGAAAUUACUGCAACCGGAGGAGGGGGUCUUCGUCGCUUCAAAACAAUAGAACUUAACAGUACAAUAACAAAUAAAUUUUCUGAGGGUUCAGAAGCACCAAAGAGAGAUUUAUACUUUGAUGAAGAGCCAGAAUUAGAAAUGGAGAGCCUGACAGAUUCACCAGAGGACAGAUCACGUGGAGAAGGAUCUUCUAGUCUGCAUGCCUCCAGCUUCACCCCAGGUACGUCUCCUACCUCUGUUUCGUCCUUUGAUGAAGACAGUGACAGCAGUCCCAGUCACAAAAAAAUGGGGGGAGAAACCAAGCAGCAGCGUAAAGCCAGACACCGGACACACGGGCCUCUUCUCCCGACAAUUGAGGACUCUUCUGAGGAAGAGGAACUCAGGGAGGAGGAAGAGUUGCUGAAGGAGCAGGAGAAACAGCGUGAACUAGAGCAGCAGCAAAGAAAGAGCUCUAGCAAGAAAUCUAAGAGAGACAAAGACGAGCUCAGAGCCCAGAGAAGGAGAGAGCGACCAAAAACACCACCCAGUAACCUUUCUCCGAUCGAGGACGCUUCCCCAACAGAAGAACUGCGUCAAGCGGCAGAGAUGGAGGAACUGCAUCGAUCUUCCUGCUCUGAAUAUUCACCGAGUAUUGAGUCUGACCCUGAAGCUUUUGAAAUCAGUCCGGAAAAAAUAAUAGAAGUGCAGAAAGUUUAUAAAUUGCCAACGGCUGUCUCGCUCUAUUCUCCUACAGAAGAACCGCCCGUCGGAAUGGCCAAGCAAGGGAAUAAUCAGAAGACUUUGAAAAGCGCAGAGGAAGUAUACGAAGAAAUGCUGCAGGCGUCUCAGACGGCUAGACCGCUUCCAGGUGAAAACGAAAGGGAAGAAGUGUUCGAGAAGGAACCUUUAUAUGGUGGCAUGCUCAUAGAAGACUAUAUCUAUGAAUCCUUAGUAGAGGAUGCAUACAACGGGGAGUCCAACCUCAUUGUAAAACAAGAGGAGUGUGAAGAAUUUAGCCAAGAGGAAGAGCAGAAAACCCCCCCGGAGGAAAUCUAUGAAGAAUCUAUGCAAAAACCCAUUGAUUUACAAGACGCCUAUUACAGAAUAGAGCUUUUGCACUCGAUUAUGCCUCAGGAGGACAUUGUUUCUAGUUCUUACAUCAUGCCAGAAAGUCAUGAAAUUGUUGUGCUGGACAGUGUGGCACCAUCUUCAUCGAGUGAUGAAAAACAACUGCUAGAGGCAGAGGCGGUUUAUGAAGAACUGAUGAAGCGGCAGGGAAUACAGCUGACCCCGGGCUCCAGCCCUACCCAGUCAUCCCCUGAAUUGGCUUCCAUCACAAAGAGGAGGAGUCUGUCCGGAGAAGCGGGAGAUAGUAACUCCCUAGUGUCAAGCACUUCUUCAACAGUUUCAGACACAAUGUCAGCCAGCCCUGUAAUGCUGCCCAUUCCAGAUGUUAAAAUUACCCAGCACUUUACAGUGGAAGAAACAGAGGAUAACUAUUUUACUGAUUAUGCCCAUGAGGUGGAAGAAAUUAUUUCCCAGGAAACGUCCACGUUGACAUACUCGGAGGCCUUAGAAAGUGCCACCCCUCUUUUCCCAUCAGAGACGUGUUCUCUCACGUCAUCUACGUCUUCUGUUUACACGGCUGGCACCCCUUCACCCGUAGCUGGAUCAGAUGGCAUCACUCCCAUUUGUAGCGAUUCAGUGGAUGCUCUUAGUGGACCAUCAGAUUCAGAAGGGGUCGUUUCAGUGGCACAGUCUACUAGAAUUUCCCAAAGUGAGGAGUAUGAACCUCUUACGUUAUCCCCCAAGAAGGAACCCAAAGAUCUGACUGAUGCCAGUCAGGGAUCAGUUACCUUUCCUGAAACCAACUCCUUUGCAUCCACUUCUGUAGAAACAAAAUCUAAAAGUUUUGUCCAUGCUGCCUUGGCAGAGGAUGGCAAAGCUGGGAGAGAUGUGGCAAAGGUUAAUGAACUAAAGAGGGUUUCUGAAGAUGGAUAUUCAAGGAUUUCCAUUAAUAUGGCAGGAAUAAAGGCUAUAUCUGACCAAGAAUUUACCUGCGUAGUUCCAUUAUGUACUGUUUCUUCUAUUACCCCUGCAUCUGAAGCUUCUCCAGCUUUCAUUGCUGCUUCCCAAACAUACUCAUUUUUGGAAAGAUCUUUUGUUCAUCCCGCUCCACCAUAUCCUCCCCCUCCCCCUCCUGCCCCACCCAUUCUACCAAAGCCAGCCAUUUAUCCUAAAAAGAAGCCACCAGUUAAAACUGCAGUGACCACAGUUCCCACCAUGAUACCAUCCAUUAGUACUGCCAAAAUAGCAGAGACCUCUCCUGUCACAAAAAUAUGCACGCCAACCCCACCUCCCGUCCCCCCUAAGCCAGCUUUAAUUCCAGCAGGGCUUGUAUUCGCGCACAGAUCUUCUGAAAUAAUAAAGCCGCCAAUUGCUCCUAAACCAGCCGUUCCUCAGCUACCGGUGGCUGUUCAUAAACCAACAGAAACACAGUUCAAGCCAGCCAGCCUGCCUUUUACCAGCUCCAUGACUUUGAACUUGGUUUCCCCUGCUGAAUACAAAUUGACCUCUCCCACCUCCCCUUCAUCUCCACAUUCUAAUAAAUCUUCCCCGAGGUUGUCCAAAUCCUCUCAGGAAACCUAUGUUGUUAUCACGUUGCCCUCUGAGCCCGGGACUCCAAUGGAAUCCAUUAUCAGCCAAGCCGUCAGCAGUUGGCCUUCGGCUUCAUCCCUUAAGGAACAAGUGCCAGAAGCUAUACAGAUGUUCAUGCCAUCUGUAAGUUCGCUGCAAAUGCAAAGUACAACAGAUCAAAGCAAGAGUAUCCCAAAUGCUUUGAAUGCUGUUGCUUCUAUCCCUAUCACUACAACUGGACAACCAAUUUUUGGCACGGUGCCUAAGUCCACCACAGAAGUAAUAACAGCAAGAACUACCGUGUCUUUGGUAAGAAAUGCUGGAUUAGAUAGUGUUUCCAUAACUAUGCCCCCAGACACAUUGCCUGUGGUAGAGCGAACCAAAUACAGAGAAAAUGGAAGAUCCGGUGUCUUUGGUGAUGUUAUGGAUCUCCGCACCCUGACUAAGACUGGUAUUGAUAGAACAGAUAGCUGCAUUGACCUAUCUGCCACUCCCGCAGAUGUGAGAAGACAGACAAUGGCAGGUGACACUUCUGGCCAGUCAGUAAGCACAGUUCAGCCAGGGAUCAUAAAUCUUAGUACAGUGUCCAUGGUCAGCCUCUCUUUAGCUCCGGUGGCUGAUGCCAUUUCAGUGGUGACCUGUGCAUCUACUGUAGGUUACAGUACCAGUAUAGAAAGCCUCAUAGACCUUGGGCAUGGAAUGACAACUCCACUUCAGUUAACAACAUCAAAGCAUUUUGAGCCUGGUCCUGUAAUAACAGGAAGGCAGGCCCUGUCUGCAGACAGAGAAGAUGCUCCAAUAAAUCUGUCCCUUGGAACACCCGCAUCAGCACUCGCGUGGGCCACUACAAAGCCUAUCACUGCACCUCCGGUUGGGGUAACCAACGGUUGUGUCAACGCUUCUGCUGCUCACAAAGCUAUGGACAGUGGCGUGGUUGACCUGAGCAUUACAAAAUCCUACAGAACAAUGGUGACCGUUGAUGAAACGACUUCAGGAUUUUUUACAACUGUAAUAGAAGAGGAUGAAAAACCUGUAGAUUUGACCGCAGGGAAAAGGGCUGUUUGUUGCGAUGUGAUUUACAAAUUGCCAUUUGGGAGGAGCUGCACCGCUCCAGCCCCAGCAACUACCCUCCCGGAAGAUCGUUUUGGCUACAGGGAUGACCACUACCAGUAUGACCGCUCCGGGCCCUACGCUUACAGAGGAACUGGGGGUAUGAAGCCCUCCAUGUCGGAUACCAAUUUAUCCGAAGCUGGGCUCUACCAGUACAAAAACAAGAACGCCCUUGAGCACCAGUUUGGGGCAGCUGAUUUAGCAGUAGACUUGACUUCUGGCAGAGACACCACAGGUGAAAUUAUGGAUUAUUCAAGCAAGAUUACUGAUCUAUAUCCAGAGAGCCAACAUGUGAUUUCUGGCAUUAGUGCACCUCAGUAUUCCCAAGCAAGAAUGUUCUCCUCCUUAGGAACCUCCUAUGGAAGUGUAUUGAGAUCAUCCAAUGGGGUGGUUUACUCCUCAGUGGCAGCUCCGGUCCCAUCUACAUUUGCUAUUACCACACAGCCUGGCUCUAUUUUCAGCACUUCAGUCCGAGACCUGCCUUCUCUUCAUGCCGUUGAUUCAGUGCCUUCCUUGUCAAACUUGCCACAGAGCCAGGCGCUCCCAAGAUCAUUACACUUUUUGACAACCGUGUCUUCUGAAAAAGACAAUCUUGUUGCUGGCAUUGACCCAGGGAUGCAACCUCUCCCUCUAGAAACUAUUGCCACUGAGCCAGUGCUGCCUGUCUUUAGUACGGCUUCUGAAGCGUUCAUAGAUGGAAUUGAAGAUGAAGGAGCGGUUCUCAUUGACACUGAAGAAGACAAGCAACAGCAUCUGGACAUAGAACGUGAGCUUCUGGAGCUUGAAAAACUGAAGCAGCAGCGCUUUGCAGAAGAGCUAGAAUGGGAACGUCAAGAAAUACAGAGGUUUAGAGAACAAGAGCAGUUCAUGGUUCAAAAGAAGCUUGAGGAACUGCAUUCCAUGAAGCACCACCUUCUCUAUCAGCAGGAAGAAGAGAGGCAAGCUCAGUUCAUGAUGAGACAAGAAACAUUGGCUCAGCAGCAGCUGCACAUUGAACAAAUCCAACAACUUCAACAGCAGCUUCACCAGCACUUAGAAGAGCAAAAAAUCCACCAGAUGUAUCAAUAUAAUUAUGAUCCUUCUGAAAUGGUGUCCCCACAAACGACCACAGAUCAAGUCCUUCUUGACAGCCAGUAUGCUGCAAGCAACCAGUUCUGGCCUGGCGAGGAGGUGACCACCACUACUUCUGCUCUCCUGGAGAUGGAAAUUCCAGACAGCCAAGGCUGGUACGCUGUCCAGUCAGAUGGCAUGACUCAGUACAUUCCCAAGCCAGGGACGUUAAGUUCUGUUUCUGAGCUAUCUCUUAAAGACAUGGAAGUGAGAGAGGAAAAACAGCUUAAAAAGAAGAAUUCCAUGCCAAAGCUGCACGGCCUUUACGAGGAGCGCAGUGGAGGCACGGAAGGUGAACCCAGGGGUUUUAAAAAGAUAGUGGAGAGUGGCGUCCAAACAGAUGAUGAGGAUAGCGCAGACCUGGCCUACGCAGACCGGAGACGCAGGACCAAAAAGAGUGUUGAUACGAGUGUUCAGACGGAUGAUGAGGAUCAAGAUGAAUGGGAUCCCACCAACAGAUCAAGAAGAAAGACCCGUGUAGGGAAAUAUGAAGGGAGCACAGAGGUGGAUAAGGCUAAACCCUUUUCCAAGGUCUCCAGUAUUGCAGUGCAGACUGUGGCAGAGAUAUCUGUACAAACGGAGCCUGUCGGAACCAUAAGGACUCCAUCAGCCAGGGCCCAGUUAGAUGCAAAGAUAGAAAUAGUCAAACACAUUUCAGCUCCAGAAAAGACAUACAAAGGAGGAAGUUUGGGAUGUCAGACAGAGACAGAUUCAGACACCCAGAGUCCCCUGUACCAUAGAGUCACUUCCCCUCAGAAAGAUAAAAAGCGCCCAACGCCAUUAGAGAUAGGCUAUUCAUCCCACCUGCAUCCAGAAACCACCUUUCAGAUGGCUCCUUCAGCUCCUAAAUCUCCCAAAGUCCUCUAUUCUCCCAUUUCACCUGUUCCUCCAGCAGCAGUCAUGGAGUCAGCCUUUGUGCCCUAUGAGAAGCUGAUGGCUGAAGAUAUUAGUUCUCAGAAAACUCUUCAUGCCGACAUCCCCACGGCUCCUCAGCUGAGCCCAAAGUCUGCCAAGGUGAUCCAGCGCUCUUUGUCGGACCCGAAGCCCCUGAGCCCCACGGCUGAGGAUCUCUCCAUGGCUCACUUCCAGUACACAGAGAGCUUCUUGCAAGCCAAAGAGUCUUCGGGUGCAGGAACAUCUUCAGGACCGCAGAAGAAGGUCAAGAGGACUCUGCCCAACCCGCCUCCUGAGGAUGUUUCGGUAGGAACACAACCGGCCUUUUCCACCGUGGGGUCGAUUUCACGCCGGAGGAUGUGCAGAAGCAACACGAUGGCCAGAGCUAAAAUCCUCCAGGAUAUAGACAGAGAACUAGACAUGGUAGAAAGAGAAUCUGCUAAGCUUCGCAAAAAACAAGCAGAGCUUGACGAGGAAGAAAAAGAAAUAGAUGCAAAACUCCGGUAUCUGGAAAUGGGCAUCAACCGACGCAAGGAAGCCCUGCUCAAGGAAAGAGAGAAGAGGGAGAGAGCCUACCUGCAAGGGGUAGCGGAGGAACGUGAUUAUAUGUCCGACAGUGAAGUCAGCAGCACCCGGCCUGCCAGGGCAGAAUCCCAGCAUGGCCUGGAGAGGCCGAGGACUGCGCCCCAAACAGAAUUCGACCAAUUCAUACCCCCCCAGACACAACCAGAAACUCAGUUUGCUACUCCUACAAGUCCUUAUACACAGUAUCAAUACUCUUCUCCUGCCCUUCCUACUCAGGCACCAACUCCCUAUACGCAGCAAUCCCAUUACCAGCAGCCGCCACCUUUGUAUCAACAGCAGGUUUCACCCUAUCAGACUCAAACCGUGGUGACCGUGUCCUUCACUCCUCAAGCUCAACCCCCACCAACUUUGCAGCCUUCCUAUCAGCUCUCCUCUCCAUUGGUGAUGAUCCCGCAAAAAGCAAGACAAACUUCAUUAUACAUGGAACCCAAGAUAACAACAAACUAUGAUGUCAUUCGCAAUCCGUCUCUCAUGAUAGCACCCGCUUCCUCUGAUAGCGCCUACUCGGUGGCUCAUUUGGGUAGCAAGUAUAGCACUUUGGAUCUGAGGUUGGGACUGGACGAAAGGAGCAGCCUGGCCAGCAGCCCCAUCUCGAGCCUGUCAGGUGACUCUUUCUAUCCAGACGUUGACCACCACAGCGCUCGCAGUUACCUGCUGCUUGAUGACAUGGGGGAUCUCACCAAGGAAACACCGACCCUGAGCUCCACCUAUGGCCUGCACGAAAAGGACCUCGGCAAAACCGACAGGCUCCUUCGGGCCACCGAGGCUCGGCGAGUGCAAGAGGUCCCAGAUUUCCUCUCCUCCCUGCAAACGUCUUCCCGGCUGCACAGCUACAUGAAGACCGAGGAAGACCCCAUGGAGGAUCCUUAUGAACUGAAACUUCUGAAGCAUCAGAUCAAGCAGGAGUUCCGGAGGGGCGCAGAAAGCAUGGAUCACCUGGCUGGCCUCUCCCACUGUUACCAUACAGAUACGAAUUACAGGCAUUUCCCCAAGUCUGAGAAAUACAGCAUCAGCCGGCUGACUCUGGAAAAGCAAGCUGCCAAGCAGCUUCCAGCAGCCCUUCUCUAUCAGAAACAAUCCAAACAUAAAAAGGCUUUGAUGGAUCCCAAACUAUCAAAAUUUUCACCCAUUCAGGAAAGCAGGGAUCUUGAGCUUGAUUAUUCAACCUAUUUGACUUCCAACACCUCUUCAGUUGGGAGCAUCACCUCCAAAGCAAAACUUCUCCAAGAUGACAUAACAUUUGGCCUUCGAAAAAACAUUACAGACCAGCAGAAGUACAUAGCUCCAACUUUGUCUCAUUCCCUGGGAACGAGCCUUGGGGCAGCACUGAGUGUCACCAUGAGGUCAGCUUUACAGGACGAUGUGGACAAAUCUUACGCCAGCGCUACGAGAUCGAGACCUUCCUCUAGGCCAUCCUCUGUCUAUGGGCUUGACCUGUCCCUGAAACGAGACACUUCCAGCUCUUCUUUGAGGUUGAAAGCCCAGGAAGCUGAACCCCUCGACGUUUCCUUCAGCCCCACAGCUCCUUCUGGAAGAACUAAGCCUACUAGUCUACCGAUAAGUCAGAGCAGAGGGCGGAUUCCAAUAGUCGCACAGAACUCGGAGGAAGAGAGUCCCUUAAGUCCAGUGGGGCAGCCAAUGGGGAUGGCGAGAGCGGCCGCUGGGCCCCUGCCACCGAUAUCUGCAGACACCAGGGAUCAGUUUGGCUCAAGCCAUUCCUUGCCGGAAGUCCAGCAGCACAUGAGGGAGGAGUCACGCGCUCGGGGCUACGACCGGGAUAUUGCCUUCUUCAUGGACGACUUCCAGCACGCCAUGUCAGAUAGUGAAGCCUAUCACCUGCGUCGGGAAGAAACAGAUUGGUUCGACAAACCUCGGGAGCCCCCUCUGGAGAAUGGGCCUGCUUUUGACAGAAGGCUGCCGGAUAAGUUAGCCCACUCAAGACCACCGAGCCAGCAUCAGGACCAAAUUAUUGGGAAGCCUAUCCAAUACACCUUCCCUCAUGCAAGGCUGAAGCUCUUGAGCGACCCAAAAGAUCACUCUGUUUCAGGCAAUGGUCUUGGGAUUCGAAUUGUAGGUGGAAAAGAAAUUCCUGGAACCAAUGGAGAAAUUGGUGCUUACAUUGCAAGGAUCUUACCAGGUGGAAAUGCUGAACAAACAGGGAAACUUAUGGAAGGCAUGCAGGUGCUGGAGUGGAACGGCUUUCCUCUGAUGGGCAAGACCUAUGAAGAGGUCCAGAGCAUUAUCGCUCUCCAGAGUGGGGAAGCUGAAAUAUGUGUAAGACUGAAUGUCAGCAUGCUGUCUGAAGGAGAGAAUUCCCAACAUCUGGAAUGGCUUGAGCCAGGAAAGACAGUAGAUAAAACAAAAUCUCCAGGAGUCGAUCCUAAGCAACUGGCUGCAGAGCUGCAAAAGGUUUCUCUGCAACAGGCUCCCCUGAUGGCCUCUUCAGCCAUGGAGAAGGGGUCCCAUGGGCACUCUGGGACUGCGUCAGCCGCCUCCAGCUCCGUGCCCAGCCCUGGGCAGCCUGGCUCUCCUUCAGUGAGCAAGAAGCGGCACAGCGGCAAGUCUGCUGAAGUCUCAAAGGGGGGUUCCCAUCCCAUAACUGGAGAAAUCCAGCUUCAAAUCAACUAUGACAAGCAACUUGGUAAUUUGAUUAUUCAUGUCCUUCAAGCCAGAAAUCUUGCUCCCCGUGACAACAAUGGUUAUUCUGACCCUUUUGUCAAAGUUUACCUUCUGCCAGGAAGAGGCCAAGUCAUGGUUGUCCAGAAUGCAAGCGUUGAGAACAAGAGAAAGACAAAAUACCUACAGAAAAGCUUGAAUCCUGAAUGGAACCAGACGGUUAUUUAUAAAAGCAUCUUCAUGGAGCAGCUGAAAAAGAAAACUCUGGAAGUCAGUGUCUGGGAUUAUGAUAGAUUCUCCUCUAAUGACUUCUUGGGUGAAGUCUUAAUCGAGCUGUCUAGUGCCUCUCCCCUGGAUAACACUCCUCGCUGGUACGUUCUGAAGGAGCAGAGUGAAAACUUUGACCAUGGGAGAUCCCACUCAGGGCAGGGUAGCCAACAGUCUCCGAAACCGUCAGUCAUCAAGAGCAGAAGUCAUGGUAUUUUUCCUGACCCAUCCAAAGAUAUGCAGAUGCCCACCAUUGAGAAGUCCCACAGCAGCCCAGGAAGUUCCAAAUCUUCCUCUGAGGGACAUCUGCGGUCUCACGGACCAUCUCGCAGCCAAAGCAAAACCAGUGUCACUCAAACUCACCUUGAAGAUGCUGGGGCAGCCAUCGCUGCUGCUGAAGCCGCUGUCCAACAGCUCCGUCUCCAACCAACUACCCAUAAAAGCGGUCAGUCUAAUCAUGCAAGGAAGCUGCACAGACACAGCAUAGCGGGAGUCCUCCCAAUUCAAAGAACUCAGUCUGACAAUCUGCCUCCACCAGCCAGUGACAACAAAGAGCAAAGCCAACUAGCCCUCAGGAAAGUGAUGUCCGAUGGACCCUUCAACCCUGAAGGAGCCAGGUCUGCCAACCACAGGCCAGGAGAAAGCUCGGUCUCUUCCACUGGCUCAUCCACCAGCACCUUUGGCAGCGGAUACAGUGUGGACAGUGAAGGAAGCAACAGCAACACCACCACCGCCGCCACCACCACCACCACCACCACCACCACUACGGGGGACAGCAACCAUUUCCCCAUUCCAAGAAUAGGAAAGAUGAGCCAGAAUGGACAAGAAGCCGUGAAGCAAUCAGGGGUAGGAUUAAAAGAGAUUGAAGGCAAAACUCAGGUGAUGGGUGAAAUAAAGAUUGCCUUAAAGAAGGAAAUGAAGACCGAUGGAGAACAGUUAAUAGUGGAAAUCCUGCAAUGCAGGAAUAUAACUUACAAGUUUAAAUCUCCAGAUCAUUUACCAGAUUUAUAUGUAAAGCUGUACGUCGUCAACCUUGGGACUCAAAAGAGGGUGGUGAAGAAGAAAACGAGAGUGUGCCGGCACGACCGAGAGCCUUCCUUCAACGAGACCUUCCGGCUCAGCCUGAGCCCCUCUGGCCAUUCGCUCCAGAUUCUUCUUGUUUCCAAUGGAGGAAAGUUUAUGAAGAAAACCUUGAUUGGUGAAGCAUAUAUUUGGCUUGAUAAAGUGGACCUUAGGAAAAGAAUUGUAAACUGGCACAAACUUUUAGUUAGUUCCACACAAGCCCAUUGAGCAAAGAUGUCCUUGUUUGGUGUCAGACAGUUCAAGCUGGAAGAGUCUCCUUGUGUGAUCCCAGGACUCCACUUUAAUAUUAGGCUUAGGUAGGCUUUCCAGAAUAUGAAACAAGUAACAUCUGUUCUGGGCUACCUAGCACAUUUUUAUGAAGGCUAGUCCACUGGUUUUACUAUGUAAAAAGCUAGAAUAAGACAGUAAAAGAAAAACAUCACCCUUGGCUCAGAUGAUAAAACAAGUCCACUGGAAUAAGGACUGCGAAUCAAGGGUUCAAUGAUGUUAAAACCUUUGUAGCCAUGUAAACGAAGGGUGUCCCUGCGCACGAAGGCAGCUGGAAUGCAGAAACUCUGGCUGCGUUUGGAGGCAAGACUCCCAGAGAAUGGAACCUGGGUUCUCUUGUGCCAUCAGAAGGGGGAUCCUUUUAUGCAAAAGCACCCAGGGACGGCCUUCCUAGUCUCACCGAUCAGAAGAUUAUUCAGCUCUGUUCUUCUGUAUUUUAGAGCGUUCAGAGUAAGAUGGUGCCCUAGGGGCAAAACACAGUAUCUUUUAUUUUUAUUUUAAAUAGUAGCAAUGUUUAUAUUUCUUUUCUUGGAGUACCAGUUCAGAGUAAUAAUUUCAGUAUUUCUCCGUGUGAAUAAUGCAGAAUCACGAUCCUAGAACAUUAAGUCCAAAGGGAGAGAGAGAAAUGGGGGGGGGGGGAGAAUCAGGAUUUGUUGUACAGUUGCCACCAUAGCAUGAAAUAAAACGUAGCCCUGAGUUGUGAAAGAAGCCACAGUCCUCCCUGCCUUUCUCAGUCUCUUGUUUACAAAUAAUGAAGUUAAUGAUUUAAAGGGCUUCUAAACAGACAUGCCUAUUUACUGUAUGCCACUGCCUGCUGGUCUUGCUGUUGUUGAUCACAAGGAACCGAGACUCAAAAGUCUGAAGCUAUCUGUGGUUUAGAUUCACUAACUAUGCCACUGGUCCUCAGCUUAUUCUGGAGUUAUGAAUCUUUUUUUUUAAAUGACUUCUAUAAUGUGAUACCACCCUCCAUAAUUGGCAUAGUGCCAUAUUACAGAUUUCAUCCCAAACAUGCACCUCCAUUCGCCGUUCUGCUGGGUGAAAGGACAGUGCAGAGAGGAGGGCUUUGUGUGGUCUCUGUAUGGCAGGUCUUAGUCCAAAGCGACGGAGGGAUUUGUGGAGAAGUCUAAGCCUGCAGCAUUCAUUACCAUCCACUGGGCAUUUUGCAGAAGGAGUACAAAUGAAUCAGCCUAUGGCUUCUGCGGCCAAAACAGAAUUAAUGGCCUAGCCCUAGCUUGUAACAAUGCUGAUUGGCUUUCUGAUCUUAUUAUAGGAUCUGUGCAGUAUCAAAAGCCCAUAUGCACAGCCAAGUAACAAUUUGACUUCAAAUGGCAGUGAUUAUUAUACUACCUUUAAAGUUAAAAUAUCUGAAAAUUAUAAAUUGAAUAACAAUAAAUUCUAAACAAUCUGUUUAAUUUAAUUUAAUCAGUGAACAUUUUUCAGGAGCUCCAGAAGCUAGAAAAUAAAUGCUGGAAAGAGAGUAUUAAAAUUAUAUUUUAUGUUUUAAUAAAGGAACACUUCAUUAGGCAAUAAAUAACUAAGAAAGGGUUCACAGUCCCGAUUUUGUUUUUAGCCAUUACUUAUAUCUGUAAUGAACAGCCGGGGGCAGGGCAGCAAUAGAGUAUAAUAUGAACGGAUGUAACCAGCCAACAUUCUAAUUUAACUUUCAAUUGUCUCCUGAUAAUUAUAUCUACUUUAAUUGGAUUCUUGAGGACAAUUGGCAUGGCCAUUCCCCCAAAUCAUGCAGAAAUGAUUUAGUACUUCAGCCUACGGGUACCACAAGAGAAGGAGAGCAAAUGUCUUACAUAGACUGAAACUAUACCUCUGAAAGUUUCUGAAGCAGCCAGUUCCCUCAUUCUGUGUCAGGUGUCUAGAGAUGUGAGUGAGUCAAUCUUAAAUUAUGAAAUGUGCAAUUUGUGCAAAUGAAUGACAAUUUUGUGCUUCUCAAUGUUUAUGACAAAGGCAAUGACUAUUCCAGUGGUUGCCAUGGAGAUUUCAAGAACUAGGAAGAAACAAUUAGAAGGCUUAUGAAUAAGUCUUUAAUUAUCGCUCUUAAUUGAGAAAGUUAGGCUAUUGUUGCAGCAAUGCUGCUAUGGGUUGAGGAAGUCAAGAGCAAGUGACUAUUUAUGUGAAUACCAAUAUUCAUGUAUUUGCUCUUAAAAAAGAAAUCUUAAUUCUGCUACCCUGGGUUAAAUGUCCUUUGCCCUCCAGAUUUUUCAGUCACUGGCCUGCAUGGGACGAAGCUCCACUGUUUCGGACCUGUCGUAGCUAUUCAUACUGUAACAGUCCUGCUUUGAGGAAUGUACCUAAUUUGUGACAAUUUGCGGUUGUUAGGAAAAUAGUUUCUAUUAAGGCUAGAAUUUCUUUUCUCCUCACGUCCUUCAAAUACGGUUCAGUGCUACUGAUGUUGUCCAUCAGCCGAUCCCUCUUGCACCAGUGCUGGGACUAGCAAUUGUCUCUGAAGCUUUUCUCGGGAUCAGAUAACUAGCAUCAUUCUAUGCAAUGGAGUUUCUUUUUUUAUUAAUGAAGACAAAAAAAUCCUUAUGGCAAUUAUUUUUUUAUCAGAGAAAAAUCACAGAAACUUAGUAUUUAAGAAAAUGUAGAUAUUUCAGUGUAUACGUUUUCCUCUUGAUGGGAUUGGGAGAAAUUGUGUUAUAUUUAUUUCUUCCAUCAGACAAAAAACAAGACUUCUUAUCUGAGAGUGAAGUUUCUCCUGAUAUGGAUUUCUUGGAAAAUAUGUCUUGUUGGUGGCACAAUGAGCUUUAUUGUAUAUCACAUGAGUCUACUGAGCUGAAGGUAAAAAUACUGUUGUGUAAUAAGUCUUGUUCAGGGGGAAAAAUUUGAAAUAUGAGUGAAAGCACAGAACCUGUAUGUGUAUUGACAAGUGAGGGAUCAUUUCUGUGAAAGAAUAUGUGUGUGUUUGUGUACACACACACACACACACACACACACACACCCCUUCAUCUGGUAAGCCACUUUAUGAUCCAAAGUGUUUCAGUUCCUGUGAUGAAUGCUAAAAUAUUUUUUGUUAACCUAAUUCUUUAAAGGGAUGGUAUAAGGAGCAACACAAAUGCUAUUUAUUUUGUUCUAUGUUCUCCCUGCAUGCUCCCCUCUGAAAGACCUCUUGGGUGCCUGCCAGAACAAAUAGGGGUGCCUCGUUGUGGGUGCAUUGGAGAUGCCAGUAAAAUUAAAAUCCAGCUCCUUAUUGUUACUUAAAUUGUGUUUUUCUAAAUGCCUAUAUCGUUUGUUUGGCAAAACAUGGGGAGUGUGAAUCUGUAGCUGGUAACCAGCUGAUAUGGCUUCUUUUUCUUAGGAUGAAAAAGUCAACAGUAAACAUCUCUUAUAUUGUAUGUAAGCUAGUCUGCUUUCCAUUUCUAAAGAUUUCAUGUAAAAGUGUAUUUUUGGCUUUUUAUUUAAAUCACACCUGAUAAUUAAAUAUUCAAAUUAUAGGUCAUUCUACAUAUGAAAGCAUGGCUCUAUCUGUGAUGGAAAUAAGUAAACAAAAUAGUAGCCUCUUUCAUGUGAUGAAGAUAUUGAAGGAAAAUUGAGUGUGUAAUUCUGCGCAAGAUCCUGAAUUAGAAAUUGCUGCUGGACUAAAAUAAUAUCUGGAUACUCUCUCUUCUAAUUGUAAUUUGUUUACUGGUAGUUCCUUUAUUUGUUUACUUAUUUCUGCAACAUCACAAGCACUCUGAUGGUUUCUUUUAAAAAACAUAUAGUUGUAUAUAUAUCAUCAACUUGAACAAUAUGAUUCUGAAGAAAGCUGUUUCCUUAAUAUGUUAUCAUAUUGUAAAUAUACAUUUUUGUAUUGAGUAACACAGCUGAGUUUAGAUUCCAGACCUUAUCUGUUAUUUUAGCAUAUCAUUGUCAAUACAAAUUGGCUGCAUUUUGUAAAAAUGUGAGCGCUCAGCAGUGACAACUGACCUCAAUGCCAUCCUUCUGUUAGACAAAAUUCAUAACUUCCCUGAUAUUCGGAGUAGUAAUGAAAAGAAUAACAGUGAUAACAGGAGCACCAAAUGCACACCCAUCCUAUAGUGGUCUUUGAAGAGAUGUAAUAUUUCCACAAUGAACGUUGCAUGCUUCUGCAGUGUUUUGUUAAAUUAACUUUUUCAUUUUUGCCUUCCAAUCCUCCAAGAAAAAGAAACCUUUCAAAUUAUUUCAUCAACAUCUGCAAGAAUGUCCAAAACAAGAAAGGCUUUUAAAUCAGUUCUCAGAUGUCUAUAAAAUCCAUGUUAUGGUUUAGUGAUUGUAUACAGGAUGUAUCUUGAAAACCUAUGUAAAAUGUCUUGUUCAAAGGCUGUUAAACCCAGCCUUGCUAAUAAAUAUUUAAAAAUAUACACCUA
Crotalus tigris (Tiger rattlesnake) is the source of this 22308-nucleotide messenger RNA. RefSeq names its product piccolo presynaptic cytomatrix protein (gene PCLO). Bases 2597 to 17911 code for a protein of 5104 amino acids. Gene Ontology annotation, biological process: protein localization to synapse; presynaptic active zone assembly. The transcript has 26 exons. The record is from RefSeq and is a predicted model, not a curated record. Gene Ontology annotation, molecular function: metal ion binding; structural constituent of presynaptic active zone; protein binding. Gene Ontology annotation, cellular component: cytoskeleton of presynaptic active zone; glutamatergic synapse; membrane. NCBI's taxonomy places the organism in Eukaryota, Metazoa, Chordata, Lepidosauria, Squamata, Viperidae.